UGGUCAUUGAAUAAAUAGCUGGAAGAAUAAGAAGCUUGCAAAGUAAGAAGCAUACCAACAUUGCCGGUAUUUCUUUAGGAAAUCCAAUGGCUAUACACAGGCUGCUAGUUUUCACAAUCCUGUUCUGGAGUCAUUGCAGUGUUCGUGCACUGUUUACUGUCCACGUUGUGAAAAGUAACUACAUAGCCGAGUAUGGAAAUGAAGUCAGGAUGGAGUGCCAUUUUCAAGUAGAAGAUGUAAAUAAAAUGAACGAGAUCACCGUUUACUGGGAGCACAUUGGGGUAGAUAGAAAAAAAUCUGAAGUGGCCAAGUUUCUUAAUGGCAGUGAGGAUUUUUCAGGACAGCAUGAAGACUUCAAGGGACGCGUGAAGAUGUUAGUGGAUGAAUUACCCAAAGGACACACAGUUAUCGUGAUCAGCAAUAUAUUGCCGAGAGAUUCAGGGCAGUACCGCUGCAUAGUAGCUACUCAAGGUGCUGACUAUAAAACCAUGGAUCUGGAUGUAAAAGCUCCAUACAACAAAAUAUACACAGAAGUCACCAAUAUUCUUACUGCCUCUGGGCAAAGAAUGAAAGAGAUCUCAUGUCGGUCAGUGGGGUUUCCGAACGCAGAGGUCAUGUGGCUAAAUGAAAGAGAAAAUCUGAGUGCAGUGGUAAAUACCAGUUUUUCGAGGACUGCGGAUCUGUUGUUCAAUGUUACAAGUGCCAUCAGGAUCUCCUCUGUUGUUAAUAAAACAUUCACAUGCCGCUUCUUGAAUGUAGCUUUUCAAGAUACAACAUCAUUAACGUUCACAAUACCAGAUGAUAGCAUCUCUACUGAUACAAGAAGCUAUAGCGCCAUCAUUAUUUUUGCUAUUUGCAUUUUAAUGCUCCUCAUAAUAUUAUUUUUUAUUACAUAUUGUAAGAAAACAUAUUGGAAUAAAAAAGCAGCUGAGCCUCUCCAAGCAAACACUGAGAAAGCAGUAUCAGAUGACAGCCAUAAUGGGUGGAAAAGAUAUGUGUUAUGUUGCAAUAGACAAAAAACUGUUCAUAAUGAAGAUACAUCAUUUAUAUGAAUAGGAUCCAAAAUAUGAAAA
Pelobates fuscus (common spadefoot toad) is the source of this 1073-nucleotide messenger RNA. Its product is annotated as programmed cell death 1 ligand 1-like. The transcript is spliced from 7 exons. The record is from RefSeq and is a predicted model, not a curated record. Gene Ontology annotation, cellular component: external side of plasma membrane. NCBI's taxonomy places the organism in Eukaryota, Metazoa, Chordata, Amphibia, Anura, Pelobatidae. The coding region runs from base 87 to 1052 and encodes 321 amino acids. Gene Ontology annotation, biological process: T cell costimulation; cell surface receptor signaling pathway; immune response.